CAGGAGUUGUGGUGUACUUGUAUAGGGCUGUGGCGAAUUAGGGCUAACUGCGAAAGGAGAUGGCGUCAGGUUGUUCUAGACAAAGCCAUCCAACCGAGUUAUCUCCAAUUAUCUUGCGUCCGGCAGAUAGUCAAUAUGUCGUACGUAUCCUGUUACAUGCCUCUGUCGUUGAUAUCAUACUUCUGUCAAUGGAUGAGCCAGCAUGACAUCACCCCAGCUAUAUAAACAGAGCCAGCACUCAACCCAUAACAGUCUACACUUCUCAACUCCUAUAAUCUACUAAACAAUUCAAAUACUACAACAACUAUCAAAAUGACCUCCCCCCACCGCGGCGGCAACCUGUCCGACAUGGCACCCACAGGGACAACGAUUCCCAACGACGCCGGCAAAAUGAACACAAUCCCGUCCGUCCCACGCCCUGAGCAACGCUCCGAAGAUUCCGAAUUCUCCUACCAAGGCACCGGGCAGCCCUCGACGGCCUUUGCGGCAGACAACGCCACCGACAUGCCGCAGAGCACCAGGGAUAUGGGCUUCACGGGCGAGGCGAUCACAGGCACGGGCAAUACAUUCGCGGCGCAGGGCAAGAAUGUGGGCAAUUAGAUUGGGGAGAAUCUAUAAACAGAAUGUAUUAUGUCUUGGAUGUUGUUCAUGUGCGAUAAGAAUAGAUACGAUAACGUUAUACGAGGGCGGGGAUUGCAGCAAAGGGCGUGGGUUGAGUCAUAGGCUUAUUUAACUGCAGAUCUCGUAUCCUCAAGACUUCAUCUCGGA
This is a messenger RNA of Aspergillus versicolor CBS 583.65, 768 nucleotides long. RefSeq lists its product as uncharacterized. The transcript has a single exon. Bases 313 to 600 code for a protein of 95 amino acids. NCBI's taxonomy places the organism in Eukaryota, Fungi, Ascomycota, Eurotiomycetes, Eurotiales, Aspergillaceae. The record is from RefSeq and is a predicted model, not a curated record.